GUUCAUCUUUCAAGGUCUUGUCAAGGCAAGAGUGAAGUGCGCUUAAUCGAAAUUACAAAGUCGGCUUCUCGGCUUUCGCGUAAAUGUCUAACAAACGUCCUUCAUUGACUGCUUCGAAAGGACCUAGCUCAUUCAAAAAACCAAGGGGCAAUAAUGAUGAACCUCCAGAACCCUCAAAGUUUGAACAAGAGCUUAUGCUAUUGGAUGAUCUUGAGACUGAAGAUAUAGCUUUGGUGGAUGAAAGUACAGCUAUAUCUCAUUUAGAUUUUCUAACAAAUUCUCAUUGGCCGAGACCUAACUUAAAACCACUUGACCCAAAUAAAGACAGUAUAAUUUUUCAACAGUUUGAUGUCUCACACUAUAAAGAAAUUGAUGACUUUUAUUUUCAGGGUGAACGUUUGGCUGGUAUGCCUGGAGCUGCACAAAGUCCUGUACCUAUUAUACGUUUAUUUGGUGUCACUGAAAAUGGUCAUAGUGUUUGUGCACAUGUACACGGUUUUGUACCGUACUUUUAUGUUCCAGCACCUAAAGACUUUUCAAUUAAUUAUUUAAAUGAUUUUCGUGAAGCAUUAAACUCUGCUUUAUUGAAAGAGAAUAAAACAAAAGAAUUUGAAGGAUUACAUCAUCUUGUGCUUAGGGUAACAUGCGAAGAAAAACAAAAUGUAUAUGGUUUUCAUGGUAAUCGUAGUAUACCAUUUCUACGUAUAACUAUGGCAUUACCACGUUUAAUUGCACCAGCUAAACGGAUAUUAGAUAAUGGUUUAGCGUUUGCUAACUAUCCACUACAGUCAUAUCCAGCUUUUGAAGCAAACAUUGACUUUGAAAUACGCUUUAUGACGGAUACCCUAAUGACUGGAUGCAGCUGGGUUGAAGCUCCUGCUUGUAAAUAUAAACUAAGAGAUUCUACACAAAAAACAGAAGAUGAUAUUAAAACGUCGAACAAAAAAUUAAACCAUUCUGUAAACAAUACUACUACUGCUACUACUAAUAGUAGUAGUAGUAGUGGUCAAACAAGAUGUCAAAUUGAAUUUGAUAUUGCCUGGGAUGCUUUAGUUAUUCAUUCACCUGAAGGCCAGUGGAGUAAUAUUGCCCCGCUACGUGUAUUAAGCUUUGAUAUUGAAUGCGCAAGUCGUAAAGGUGUAUUUCCUGUACCAGAAAAAGAUCCAGUUAUACAAAUAGCUAACAUGGUUACUAACUAUGGUGAAACAACACCAUUUAUACGUAAUGUAUUUACACUGAACACAUGUGCACCGAUUGUUGGUUCUCAGGUGAUAUGUCAUCAAACUGAACAGGAAUUACUGGCUAAUUGGGCAAUGUUUGUGCGUGAAAUUGAUCCAGACAUUAUAACUGGUUAUAAUAUACAAAAUUUUGAUUUACCCUAUCUUAUUAAUCGAGCUAACACUUUAAAAGUUGAUAGUUUUGCAUUUCUUGGUCGUAUACGUGGUGCACGGUCCACUGUACGUGAAGCAAUGGUACAAUCAAAACAAAUGGGUCGUAGAGAGAAUAAAUUUGUAAAUAUUGAUGGACGUGUACAAUUAGAUUUAUUACAGAUAUUAUUCCGUGAUUAUAAAUUACGCAGUUAUACACUGAAUGCUGUUAGUUAUCAUUUUCUUGAAGAACAAAAAGAAGAUGUGCAUCACAAUGUGAUAACAGAUUUACAAAAUGGUGAUUCACAGACACGAAGACGUUUAGCUGUUUAUUGUCUGAAAGACGCCUAUUUACCAUUACGUUUAUUAGAUAAACUAAUGUGUAUUGUAAAUAAUAUUGAAAUGGCACGUGUUACAGGUGUACCGUUAACCUAUCUCCUAACUAGAGGUCAACAAGUAAAGGUUGUAUCUCAAUUAUUACGCAAAGCUCAUGAACAUGGUUAUUUAUUGCCUACAUAUCAAUCCCAACAAGGUGAUGAAUUUGUUGGUGCAACAGUUUUAGAACCACGUAAAGGUUUUUAUAAUGAACCCAUAGCUACAUUGGAUUUUGCUAGUCUAUAUCCAAGUAUAAUGAUGGCGUAUAAUUUAUGCUAUACAACUUUGUUACAAGUGAAUACAUCGCCUCAUGGUUCAACAGGCGGUGGUAUUCAAGCACUAGUGCAACGAUAUAAUUUAACUGAUGAAGAUUAUAUUAGAACUCCGACUGGGGCGUAUUUUGUUAAAUCACAUGUGCGUCAAGGUAUUCUACCGGAGAUUUUACAACAGUUAUUAAGUGCUAGAAAAAAAGCCAAAGCAGAACUUGCCAAAGAAACUGAUCCACUGCGUAAACGUGUUUUAGACGGUCGUCAAUUGGCAUUAAAGAUUAGUGCUAAUUCUGUAUAUGGUUUUACUGGUGCACAAGUUGGCAAGUUGCCGUGUUUAGAAAUAUCAGCUUCAGUGACAUCAUUUGGUCGCCUUAUGAUUGAACAGACUAAAACGCAUGUUGAACAGAAAUUUUCAAUAGCUAACGGAUAUGCACACAAUGCUGUGGUUAUUUAUGGUGAUACGGAUUCUGUAAUGUGUAAAUUUGGUGUAUCAACAGUUGCUGAAGCUAUGGAACUUGGUCGUAAAGCUGCUGAAAUUAUCUCUGAAGAAUUUCCAAAUCCUAUUCGAUUAGAAUUUGAAAAGGUAUAUUUUCCCUAUUUACUCAUCAAUAAGAAACGUUAUGCUGGCUUAUAUUUCACUAAACCAGAUCGUCAUGAUAAAAUGGAUUGUAAAGGCAUUGAAACUGUACGACGUGAUAAUAGUCCAUUGGUAGCUAAUCUGAUAAAUGCAUGCUUGGAAAAGAUACUAAUUGAUCGUGAUCCGAAUGCAGCAAUUACCUAUGCUCAAUCAAUUAUAUCCGAUUUAUUAUGCAAUCGUAUCGAUAUUUCACAAUUAGUGAUUAGUAAAGAAUUGACAAAAACAGAUGAAGAAUACUCGGGGAAACAAGCUCAUGUAGAAUUAGCAACAAAAAUGCGUAAACGUGAUGCUGGUUCAGCACCGAAUCUCGGUGAUCGUGUCCCAUAUGUGAUAACAGCUGUCGGUGGAAAAAAUACAGCAGCCUAUGCAAAAGCUGAAGAUCCACUCUAUGUACUGGAGCAUAAUAUCCCGAUUGAUACAAAAUACUAUUUAGAGAAUCAAAUAGCUAAUCCAUUACUACGUAUAUUUGAGCCUAUAUUAGGUGAAACUAAAGCCAAGUCUGUAUUGUUAAACGGUGAACAUACACGCGUUAAAGCUGUUGUACACUCCACUGUUGGACAGUUAUCAGCUUUUACAAAAGUACGUGCAACGUGUAUUGGUUGUCGAACACCACUGCCAACUGACAAAGCAGACUCUGCUUUAUGCAAAUUUUGUGAACCACGUGCAUCAGAAAUAUAUCAAAAAGAAAUUGUUCAAUUGAAUUCAUUAGAACAGAAAUUUGCUUCAUUAUGGACUGAAUGUCAACGAUGUCAACAAAGUAUACACGAGGAAGUUAUAUGUACAAGUCGUGAUUGUCCAAUCUUCUAUAUGCGUAUGAAAUCACGUAAAGAUGUAGAAGAAGCCUACAAAGUGAUUCAACGUUUUGGUAGUCCUAAUUGGUAAUCAUCUUGUAAAAUACAAAACACGAACUCCUCCUUCCUAUUGUUUACUUUUUUAAUCUCAGGUUUUUGCCUUUUUCUCUACUAGAGCUAUAUACAUUUAGUUGUUUUGUUUUGUUUUUCAAAAACAAGAGUUACUACUGGUUUUUUUUAAACCAUAAAGAGAAUUUUCGCAUUUUUGGAUUUCAUGUUCAAUUGUGCUCUAUUUUUUGUUGAUAACCACUCAUUUCUAUAAAAAAAAACAAUAAAACAAAGAUGUCUGAU
Messenger RNA from Trichobilharzia szidati, 3790 nucleotides. NCBI's taxonomy places the organism in Eukaryota, Metazoa, Platyhelminthes, Trematoda, Strigeidida, Schistosomatidae. The record is from the annotation of a GenBank genome assembly.